UGGCAUUUACUAGUAUUUUAUAAAAACAGAUCGGCCUAAUCGUUAAAAAUGAAACCGGACAAUGUUAAAAUGAGAGAUCAUUUGUAUAGGGCUAUCAUUAGCCAGUUGCUGAAUGACGGAUAUAUUGCUGUCGCAAAAAGCUUAACAUCUCAAGUGAAGCCAACACUAGCAUGUCCACCUUCUGAUAAACUGCUCAAAGUAUUUGAGACUGGAAUUACCCAGCUUGAACAUGACAAAGAAUUUAAACUUCCAUCUACUGCAGAACUGGUUGCUCCUGGCCAUGGAAUAGAUCUUGAAUUUGAGACAGAUGUUCAAAUAACGUCUCCAGAAGCAAUUGUAUAUGAAACAAGUUACGUUACUGCUCACAAAGGUCCAUGUCGAGCAGCGACUUUUUCAAAAGAUGGACAAUAUAUUGCGACAGGGUCGGUGGAUAUGUCAAUAAAAGUAUUGGAUGUUGAGAGAAUGGUUGCCAAAAGUAUACAUGAAGGGACUCCUCAAAUGCAAAAUGAUCAACCAGGUAUGUUAGACCACCCUGUUAUUCGUACGUUGUAUGAUCACAAUGAUGAAGUGACCACAUUAGAUUUUCACCCAACCCAGCAAAUAUUAGUUUCAGGUGGCCGCGACUGUACAGUUAAAGUCUUUGACUUUUCAAAGAGUUCUACAAAAAAGGCUUCAAAAACCAUUCAAGAAGUUGCAACUGUGCGCUCAGUUUCCAUGCACCCCAGUGGAGAAUGCCUUCUGGUUGGCACAGAACAUCCAGUUGUGAGACUUUAUGAUCUGAACACUUUUCAGUGUUAUGUGAGUUGCAACCCAUCAGAUCAACAUAGAGGUCCACUAACAAUGUUGGCUUACAAUAAUGAUGGUAGAAUUUAUGCUUCUGGGAGUAAAGACGGAGAUGUGAAGUUAUGGGAUGGUGUCAGUAAUCGAUGUAUUGCAACAUAUCCUAAAGCUCACAGUGGUGAAGAAAUUUGUUCUGUACAGUUUUCACGAAAUAGCAAAUAUCUUCUAACAAGUGGUAAAGACAGUGUAUGCCGUCUUUGGGAGACUGCAACAGGACGCUCACUCAUUGCUUAUACAGGAGCAGAACUUAGUGGCAAACAAUUACACAAAGCACAAGCAGUGUUUAAUCAUACUGAAGACUAUGCAUUGUUUCCUGAUGAAAAAACAAUUUCACUAUGUUGUUGGGACACCAGAACUGGUGAAAGACAACGCCUAUUGUCACUCGGACACAACGGUCCUGUUCAUCGUCUUGCCCAUUCACCGACAUCGCCUGGAUUUAUCACAUGCAGUGAGGAUCACAGAGCUCGGUUCUGGUAUAAGAGAACGACAGGAACAGACUGAAUCGCUGCUGGAUAGCACAUUUUACUAUGUGUUUCUGAACCACAAAGUUUAGGGUCAGCGCAGCAUAACAAGAGCAAAAUUAAAAUUUACUGCAUGGAGAUGAUCAGUUUGAAGAUGCAUGGAAACCAUAGUCAUAUUAAACAGUGACAGAGUAACAAAAUCGUGUGCUUUCGAUUGCCUACUGUCUUGUAUAAAGAGAACCUUGCCUAUCUAUGCUUUCCAACAGACCAGACCCUGUUGUUUUUUUAUAGCUUAUUCGAUAAUCUUAAUUCUCAUUCCAGUUGUUCUCAACCUUUUUAUGGCAGUGAAUUAUCAUUAAACCCUUUGAAAUCAUCCUCAUUUUAUACCCAAACCUGUGUCUUUCUAUAUUACUUCACACUAAAUUGCCACCACUGCCGGGGUUUUAUGCAUUCCUACAUUUAUUCAGUUGGUGCUCUUGUCUUGACAAUAGCGUUUAAUACACAUUGAUU
Molecule: messenger RNA, 1811 nt
Organism: Styela clava
Lineage: Eukaryota; Metazoa; Chordata; Ascidiacea; Stolidobranchia; Styelidae
Product: cleavage stimulation factor subunit 1-like
Biological process (GO): mRNA 3'-end processing
Cellular component (GO): mRNA cleavage stimulating factor complex
Molecular function (GO): protein binding; RNA binding
Source: RefSeq, a predicted model, not a curated record